Molecule: messenger RNA, 2260 nt
Organism: Mytilus trossulus (common blue mussel)
Lineage: Eukaryota; Metazoa; Mollusca; Bivalvia; Mytilida; Mytilidae
Product: transient receptor potential cation channel subfamily M member 2-like
Exons: 18
Coding region: 182-2260 (692 amino acids)
Biological process (GO): calcium ion transmembrane transport
Cellular component (GO): plasma membrane
Molecular function (GO): ligand-gated calcium channel activity
Source: RefSeq, a predicted model, not a curated record
UUUACGCUAACCCUCUUUGUUAAUUCAUAUAUCUGAUAAGAGAGAGGACCUUGGUUGCAAAAUUGAAUCAAUAUAAAUUCUAAAAACAGAUUAAAUAGUGCGCAUUUAAUAAAUGUCUACUAUGCAGUUAAUUUAUUGGAUUUCAUUACGUUAGUGUACCGACAACAGUAGCAAUAAAGCAAUGAGUGCCAUCAAUUUAAGGCACGAGAUAAUAGUUAACAAACCCAACAUCACGAGUAAAGAUGUCUGUCCAAUUUUAAGUAAACUUAAAGAACUAACAUCAGCUACUGAUGGAACUGACAACUGUUUUCCAGGACUAGUAUUAUCAAUAAUCGGAGACUCGGAGAGUUAUGUUCCAAAACCAUGGAAUACAAUAGCUUUUACAUCUGGACUUUUGCAAUUAAUACAAGGAGUCAAAGAGAGUUGGGUUAUUUUCCGAGGAAGCAAUAGCGGUAUUAGCAAACUGAUAUAUGAUGCAUUCAAAGAAAAGUCAUUAUCAACGAAACAAGGAGAUGAGAUUAACAAAAACACAAUGAUCGCAAUACAACCAACAAAAACACGUCAACAGACAUGCGUGCAAAAUUUCCCAGAAUUAGAUUGGUGUUUCAUUCUGAAAUCGAAUUUCCAAGAUUAUCGCAAAAGAACAUACAGAUGGUUCAACAAAUAUUUGUGCCAAUUUAUGGAAAAACUUUCAGAAGAGUAUACCCCAUUAUUGUCAAAAGCAAAAGAUACAGUUUUGAUAAAAAUGAGAGUUCCCGUUUUGAUGAUUGCUGUUGAAGGUGAUAAAACUACUAUUCAUCAGAUCAAAUUAGCUGUUGAGCGAAACAUUCCAGUUUUGUUGAUAAAAGGUUCUGGAAAGGCAGUAGAUUUUAUAAUUGAAUACUUAGAUGAGUCAAGACCUAUUGAUAAGGAAAAAAUACUGAAAAUAAACGCGCCACUGCUAUUAGGUUUAUAUAUGCGUUCAGACGAGUACAUGAAAUUGCAAAGAAGAAUGACGACAAUACAGGAGUACAGUCACCUAAUAACAAUUUUUGACUUAAACAAUACAAAAAAUGAGCAAAUGGAAGAUUUUGUAGUAAAAGCAAUUAUCAGAGUAUGGUCAUUGAAGGAAAUACAAAAAUCAACAGAGAAUUCAAAUGGAAAAAUGAAGAAUAAGACAGUCACAAUGAAUAACGUAAAGACUGAGGGAACCAAUGGUACCUUUAUGGAACAUAUCCAUGUGACGCCUGGCUCACUGUCACUUUACUUCUACAUAGCAUACCAAUAUAUACAAGAAAGUGGGGAAAUAAAAAGCAAGGAUGAGGAAUUUAGAUUAUUCUUGUUGGAGGCAAUCAUUGCCAAUAGAGUAGACUAUGUAUCCACACUUAUUCAACGUGGAGUAAUGUUUGAUUGGAAUGGUAUAAGCCGACUGUUUGCUGAGACUUUAAAAUGUGAAGGAUGUGAUGCAAAAGACUGCAAAAGGAUUCAUGCCAUACAUUUUGGAGUGUCUAAAAAAUGUUGUAAAGGAAUAUGGUGCACCUGUAUUAAGAAAAAGGACGACAAGAAACAGACAUGCACAUAUACAUGUAACGGAACAAAGAUUGAUACAAAUUCGUGUAGUUGCAGUAGUCGAGAUGUGAAUGAUAUACUACAUAACGUGCGUAACAUAUGUCAAAAACUUCUUCAUUACCCGAAAGAUAUUUCUGAACAGGCAAAGAUAGGAUGUUCAGUUGUACCCUCAUGUUGUAGUGUCAGUAAAGAGACGACAACUGGCACAUAUCACGAUCUGUUAGCUUGGGCGAUAUUUGCAAACAAGGAGAACUUAGCUUCAAUUUUUUGGUCAAAGUGUGAAAACCCACUGCUAACAGCAAUAAUGUCAAGCAGCAUAUUGAACACAAUGGCAGAAAAGGUUAAUGCUGCAAAAGAUCUAAAACUCAAUAAUGAUCUACUGAAACACUCAAGACUUUUUGAACAACGAGCGCUUUUCCUGAUGGACUCAUUGUAUGAAGAGAAUGAAAUGGACUGUAUGAGUUUGGUGAAUACAGAAGACAAAGUUUGGGGAAUUCGUGUUGCUCCAGUAGAAUGUGCCUUUGAUAAUGGGAUGAUUGAUGUGGUUGGACAUCCAUGUGUACAGAGAUUAUUAAAUAGAGUGUGGUAUAAUGAUGCAGUAGCAAAUUGGCUUGAUUGGUUGAAGAAUUUGGUUCGUCGUUCCAGUGCAUUUGCAGCAUGGAGUUCACCAGCUAUGAUAUUUUUAAUCCAUUAUGUAAGAUGUUGUGAAUGA